AUGAGACAAUUGAAAUACCACGAACAAAAGCUUUUGAAGAAGGUCGACUUUCUUCAAUGGAAGAAAGAAGACAAUAUUCGCGAAAUCAAAGUGAUUCGACGAUACCAUUUACAGCAACGAGAAGACUAUCACAAAUAUAACAAACUUGCAGGAAACAUCAAACAACUAGCCAACAAAAUCUCGCUUUUGGAUUCACGAGAUCCAUUCCGGACAGAACAAGAAAAGGCACUUCUCGACAAACUCUAUUCCAUGGGCAUUAUCACCUCGACCAGCAAAUUUAGCGAUUGUAACAAAGUCACCGUCUCUGCCUUUUGCCGGAGGCGACUGCCCAUUGUCAUGUGUCGUUUAAAGAUGGCAGAAACAGUCAAAGAAGCAGUUACGUUUGUGGAACAAGGCCAUGUUCGUGUUGGACCUCAAACGAUCACAGACUCAGCUUUUCUCGUCACUCGAACAAUGGAGGAUUUCGUCACCUGGGUGGAUACUUCCAAGAUCAAGAGAAAGAUCAUGAAGUACAACGACAAGUUGGAUGAUUUCGAUCUGCUGUAA
Zychaea mexicana is the source of this 546-nucleotide messenger RNA. RefSeq names its product 30S ribosomal protein S4. Gene Ontology annotation, cellular component: small-subunit processome; small ribosomal subunit; Mpp10 complex. NCBI's taxonomy places the organism in Eukaryota, Fungi, Mucoromycota, Mucoromycetes, Mucorales, Lichtheimiaceae. The transcript is spliced from 3 exons. The record is from RefSeq and is a predicted model, not a curated record. Bases 1 to 546 code for a protein of 181 amino acids. Gene Ontology annotation, biological process: rRNA processing. Gene Ontology annotation, molecular function: snoRNA binding; rRNA binding; structural constituent of ribosome.